Ostertagia ostertagi is the source of this 288-nucleotide messenger RNA. Lineage: Eukaryota; Metazoa; Nematoda; Chromadorea; Rhabditida; Trichostrongylidae. The record is from the annotation of a GenBank genome assembly.
AUGCUGCGCUCACACCACCAUGUGUCCACAUUUCAGGGUACGUGUGCCUCAUCGAUGGUGGUGGCUGUUGUGGCCCGGAAACUGGAGUUGACCAGAGCUGAGAAACACGUGCACAACUUCAUGAUGGACACACAACUCACAAAAAAGUUGAAACACUCGGCAGCAAAUGUGCUGCGAGAAACAUGGCUCAUCUACAAAUUUCGGAAGAAGGUCGAAAAAGUCGAUUAUGCUCGAAUUCGGCAACAUCAAAGGAAAUUCCUGGUCGCUAUAUAUGAGUACGUCAUUUGA